AGGAACCGACCAGGUGCAAAGAGGGAACGCUCGUCAUCUCGGCAGACGCAGUCGCUGCAGCCUGCAAGCUAACUGAGAAGAAAGCAGAGACAAGCAGGACUUCUUCAGCCCGGCUUGUAGGCACUGCUGUCGCUGUCUCUUUGGUCGGAUAACAGGAGAGGGGCAUGGCAGCUCCCUCCGCUCAUUGAGCCCCCCCCCCCCGCACGGUUAGGCAGCCCCUGCCUUUAAGCGGCCAUGUGACCCGCGCGCCUCACUCCAUCCUCUCUCCAUGUGUGACCCCCAAGCCCUGAAAUGGGGGUCGACGACGGCUCCCUGGCUCUUCCUGCUUCAGCGGGUCGUUCUUCUUCCUCUAGUGGCGUCAGCAUCACACUGUAUUUUGCCCAGCCCUCGGACUGUUCAUUUUGUCUCCAAAAACAUGAAGAAUGUCUUACACUGGUUACCACCAGAAGGGAUAGUAGAAGAUAAAUUAAUUUAUAAUGUAAAGUAUUUAAUAUAUGGCACCGAUAAAUGGAUCAAAAAUCCAGAAUGCAAAAAUAUCCAUCGAACCUGGUGUGACCUCUCAUAUGAAACACGUGACCACAAAGAGUUAUAUCAUGCAAGAGUAAAAGCCUUUCUAGAUGGAAACUGUUCCAGCUGGGCAGAAUCACCACGAUUUAACCCGUUCACAGACACUAAAAUUGACCCACCUGCAUUUGCCAUGGCUUCUACUGAAACAUCUGUUUCAGUCAUUGUGGCUCCACCUGUGAAAUGGAAGAGAGACCCCAAAGAGCAACCUAAAUAUUUGCAUCAAAUAUAUACUGGCCUGCAAUAUAAUGUGUCUCUAUUCAACAAAAAUAGAAAGAAAAAGUGGAUCUUCUGUAUUAAAAACAACAGACUGGAUGUGUUUCAGUUAGAGUCCAAUACAGUGUACUGUGUCAUGGUGCAGGUUUAUGUGACCCCACUUCUGCUUAGUGGAUUUUCCAAAGAACUUUGCAUUGUUACUCUGAAAGAUCCAACUUUCAGGCAGACUACAACAAUCAUAUUUGGAUAUAUUUUGCCCGCCCUCUUAAUAAUAUUUAUUAUCUUGGUGUCAAGCUGCUGUGUAUAUAAGUAUAUUCAUAUUACAAAGCAAAGGUAUCCCAAGAACUUGAUUGUGAAAUACAAUAAUUGUGAGACAAACACUGUGGUUCCUUCUGAAAAAAUAGUAGUUAACUUCAUCACUGUUAAUAUUGUUGAUGAGUGCAAGAAUUCUCCUCUUAAGGACCCUUGUUUACAAAGCAAUGCCAGCAGCUUUGCUUGGGAUUGUGAUGGAAGCAAUGUUGAGGAAAAGCCUUCAAAAGAAUACCUAGAAGACAUUCGUUCUCAAGAUGAGGAAACUGCACUCAAAAAUGAGCAGAAUGGGAAUGGGUCACGAAUGAGGAGACUUGGAUCUCACCAUAUUGUAGGCCAGAGGCACAAUGAAGAAGUCAUAGUAUAUGAACUUAAUGUGAGAGCUGAAGAGACAAUUCCAACACAAGAGGAACCAAAAGAGCUUAGCUUAGAAGAAAAUAUUUGUACACUAGAAGGACUGUGGCACAAUUCCCCCAAAACAUUAUCAGAUUUGGUAACCAACGAAACAGAACAGUCCUCCUGUCCUCAGUUUGAUGUGGGACCUUCACAUCAAAAUUUAAGAACGUUCCUUUGGAACAAGGUAAGUUGUACCACUGUAGACCACCACAUUCCUUUGAUAAACCUAUUGACUGACAAGCUAGACCAGACUUCUUUUUCUGAGCAUGGAAUGGUUACAGACAUUUGUUUGGCACCUGAUCAAAAAGAGCCCUUUUGGGAUGAAGAAACUGCACUCAAAGAAAUACAAACAUUUGCAUGUGCAAUGUCUGGAAAGACAACGUUAUCAGACUGUUCUGAGUUUGCAACAUGUGCCAGCCAGGACCAAGAAACAGCAGAGGAAGCAGAAGGUGAUGAACAGAGCAUAAUAGUAGACUGGGAUCCCCAUACUGGGAAACUUUUUUUACCCUCUUUUCUCAAUUUAACAAAUGAUGCACAUGAAGAAAUUACUGAGAUGAAGAAGUAUACAGAAUUUCUGGGAGAAGGGUUCUUAUCCAAACUUGAUGAAAGGCAAUGCUCUGAUGAGCAAUUAGAGGGAGAAGAGGAAGCAUAUCUCCUGCAACUUAAGGAACAAUGGGGACUGAAUAUACAAAUGCAAACCUAAGCUUCUUUCAUUGCACUUUAUUGAUUUAACUCUCUGUUUAAAGUAGAAAACUGCUUUUAAAAUACACAUCCGUCGUUUCCAGCAUCUGGUGAACACAACAAAAAGCCAUUGGUUCUAGUCCAACAGUGCAAAUUGUUGGUAUUUGAAUUAUCCAUGUAACUGAGAACCAAAUAGCACCAUUGCUGGUAUUUGAUUCAAACCAAAAUUCCUUCUUCUUGUUAGAAUUCUUGGAGGGGAGAUUUCUUUAUCUACCCCAGCUGCAGUGGAAGUGCACAGGUAAGGAGAGCACUGCUAAUUAAUAUUGUCAGGAGACCUGGAGUUAAAGUUCUAAAUAAAGUAGAUUGUUUAGGCAAUCCACCAGGAAGAUAGAUUAGGCCUCUGUGCCUUGCUACCUACGGGAAGGGGGAAGAAGGAAGUCUCUCUCUCCAGGCAAGAGCCUCAGGUUUCGUUCUAUCAGUCUAGCAAAGAGGACGUAGAGUAGAGAAAGCCUGGUCAGAGGGGGAAUGCCCUCACUGGCUGUCUCUACCCCUAAUGCCCCUAGUGGCCAGUAGGGUCGCUGGUGCUGAGUCAGUGCCGUCAGGAACUUCCAACACUUCCAAAGUUUUGUAAUGAAAUACAUGCAAGAAGGGUAGAGAGAAGGGAUAUUGUAUGCUAAAUGUCAUUCCUGGCUUGAGAUGAAUGUUUCAGUUUUGCAUGAACAUUAGAUUUCUCUGAUUCCACACAUCUAUUCAAUCUUGAACACAAUUUAGUUUUCAGAACUUUAUCAACUUUAAGAAGAUUUCUUUCCCUCUAGUUUCUUUCCCAAGUAGCUAGACUUGAAUAGUGAUAGUGUGAAUUGGCCUUUAUUCAACUUAAAUCAAAAUAAAUUGCUUACUGCAUUUUGAAGUAAGCUGAUUAGUAUUUUGCAAAGAGUUGGGGGGCAUUGAAGCUUCUAUGCCUGCUUUCAGUUAAGUUCCUGCACCCAUAUACCCUGCUACUGUCUCAAGCAGAGUUCCAUAGAAACGGCUCGAUCAAUAUAAUUUGUAACACACCACCAACACACACUUUUGCUGAUUUAUGUGCUGAGAAAUAGUAUGUAUCGGAAGCAAAGAUGUGUCUCAAGCAUGUGAGCAUCCACCUGCAGGCUUUGCAAAUGGGAGUGCAUUAGUCCUUUGGAAGAAAAUGUGAGUUUUGUUAUCAGUUCAGCAAGUAAAAUUAGUAUUUUGCCUUUGUUACAAAAAAGUUGAAAAGAUAACAUUAAAAGGAGGAAGUCGAAAAGGGAGAAGGGAGAUUAAAAAGGUAAAAUAUAUUACUGUUUCAUUUUUUAUCAGUGCAACAAAAGUAAAUCAAUGUUGACACCUGUAACAUCCUGAAGGAAGUCACCUCUAUUAGCUU
Molecule: messenger RNA, 3562 nt
Organism: Hemicordylus capensis (graceful crag lizard)
Lineage: Eukaryota; Metazoa; Chordata; Lepidosauria; Squamata; Cordylidae
Product: interleukin-20 receptor subunit alpha-like
Exons: 7
Coding region: 269-2188 (639 amino acids)
Molecular function (GO): interleukin-20 binding
Source: RefSeq, a predicted model, not a curated record